This is a messenger RNA of Aspergillus pseudonomiae, 2664 nucleotides long. RefSeq lists its product as uncharacterized. The record is from RefSeq and is a predicted model, not a curated record. The transcript is spliced from 2 exons. Lineage: Eukaryota; Fungi; Ascomycota; Eurotiomycetes; Eurotiales; Aspergillaceae. The coding region runs from base 301 to 2319 and encodes 672 amino acids.
CGAUCUCACCUCUCUCCGGAAUGCAAGGACGGUAGGCAUAGCGACCCUUUACAGUUCUCUCAUGUUCCAGGGUGUUUGGUGACCCUCUGGAAGGGGCCAAAGGCGCAUGCCCUACAUCUAGUAUUCUGUGACCGCCAGGUAGACAAGGGAUGACUGAGUGCAGCUUUGUUUGCUAGUAUAAGGUCUUGUUGGCCGCCUCUGUGGAUCAAACUGUUGUUGCUUCGCUCUAUUUUGGGUAUCCAAAUCAUCUUUUGAAGAUUCGUCCCUGUUGUGUUAUUUACUCUACAUUCCUCGCCUGGCAUGUCCACUAUGGACUGCACUCUCGCAAAUAUGGAUGCCAACCCAAGAUUCUAUCAUCACCAAUAUUCUGCUUCCACAAAUAACAUUCCCACAUACGCGAACAGGAACACCCCCUCGUACUACGUAACAGAUGAAUAUCCCACAGACCAAGGAAACGAUAUAGCAUACCCUCGCUAUUCGCCAACAUUUCAGCCCUGGAGGAGACAACAAGCGCAGAGUUCUCUCUCAUUCAUCCCUUCGACGUCUCCUCUCCCGGAGCAAAGUGAGUACACAGCGCAACACAAACGACCAACAGAGCGCCUAUCUGCCACCCCUGCCUCGCCGUUCCGGUCCGUGCGCAGGAUGAAGCAACCUUUCCAGCUGCGCUUACCAUCAUCUCCAUCGGUGGAGAGCAUCCAGUCUGCUGCUAGAGAGUCCAGGCUAUCGCAAACUCCAUCUGGAAACCCAAUGCUGCGGACUUGUCGAUCAGAUCAGAACAUCACGACGACCAACAUGGCAGCAUUUGGACUCCUUCCAAGCCCCCCUCUAUCAGACUCGAGGGAGUCACAGCCGUCGCCAUCUUCUGCAUAUUUUUCCCCCAAACCGGACUCAGACUUGGACACUGACCAUGGAACCCCGAAGAGUAGCGUUUAUACGCCAACAACGAUUUCGAGUGAGGUCUAUAGCACCCAUGGAAACGAGGCGACUCCGAAAAGAGCAGGGGACACGACGAAUGUGCACAUGGCACAUUCCAAUCUCAUGAAACAAUAUAGCUCCCACAAUGAAAAAUGGUCUCCGGUAUCUACUGAUUGUCCACACAUGUCUUCGCCAGCUCUCUCUUCGGAUGUAGAUGCGUUCGAGAGGAGAAAGUUAUCCGGAUCUUCCUUAGAAACACAGCGGAGCAGGUCAGGGACAGUAUCGAGUGAAGAAGGAAGCUGGGUCCCAAGUAACUUUUCGUACUGUGAGGACUGGCUCCAAAGGGCACCCCUGGAAUUAGAGACUACGGGAGAAAAAUCAAAGGAAAACAACCGAAGAAGAAUCCAGAUAGUCCAACAGAGCCCUCCGCCAACUGAACGUAAACGCGAGAUGAAGGCUCCUGCGGAUGAACCAGUGAUGUUUGCGGUCGCUAGCAAAACCAAGCCAAAGCUCGUUGAUAUAUCGCGACAAUCGUCUCCCGCCAUGAGCUGCUCCAUCCCAACCCCACCUCAACCCCCAGUGCCUUCAACGCCGGAUCUGGGUCACCAAGAAAUAUCUGCCUUCAGCCCUGACACACCAUUGGAAAUGUCAGACAGCGGAUAUGCUACUACUGAUCCAUCUUGCGAUUCCCCAAGCGACCCUAAACCGGACAAGGAGGAUGACUUCAUACCCGUAAGCUCGGUAGGAAGCAUCAGUGAAACCGCUGUCCGUGAUAAGCCAAUGCGCAGUGUCGCAUCGCCAAAACCACCUCCAAGGCCAGACGUAGUGUACAAAGCUUACUCGCCACCGAAACCUCGGCGUUCUGUGCCUUUGUCCAAUACUGCCGAACAUGGCGAGUUGAAGAAGUGGUGGGAUCAUGAGUGGGCAAUGGAUCAGCUGGAACAUUCAAUCAAGGAGUACCCACGGUGCAUGCUUAGAUUGACAUCCCCGGUUAUCAUACUCGUUCGUCAUAGCGACGAAAAGGACAUCUUGCGCAGGUUUCGCCAAAUCUUUCCAGAUGCCGCAGAUAAUUUAUUGGAUGGUCUCUGUGCAGCUCUAAUAGCGCGGAACUACGUGCUCUCAUUAGCAUCAUCCAAACGAAAGACUGCACCUCAUGGCCAUCGCCCCAACCUAUCUCGCCUUGACACUGUCCCUGAGAGAGGGAGCGCGAUGUUAGCUACGCCACUUGCCCCGUCAUCGCCAUCGCGAAUUAGAGAUCGAGUCUUGGGGUCGCGGAGUGGAGAGCUCAACAAAAGCUUAGACCGAAUAAUUGACGAUCUGCUGUUUGCUAUAUGUCGCAAGCACGACGGAACGUUGAAGUCCGCUGUGCUCGUCUUAGCCCAAGUCCUGGAGACCAAAGCCUAGACUAUAUUUCCUUCCAACAUCUGUAUGCUCAAUUGAUUUAUUGACCUUACGAGCCCCACUAGUACCUUCCUUUUGCUGUCUUACAAUUCCCAGGUUCAAGCAUAUUCCCCCUCUCAAUUUUCUCUACUCAGCUCAUAUCCCUUCCUUUCCUUUCCUUUCUUUUUUUUGUUUUACUUCUGUAUCCCAGAUUGCAUAGACCUCAGUCGCUUUCUCUCAUUCGUUCAAUCUUGUCUUUACUAAUGUAUUAUUGACCAUCUUGCCCUUUUACUACAUAUUUCAUUUUGUCGAUCUCUCUUGCGAACAAGUUUUCGACCACAUCUCCACCUUUAUUUCCUCUGUCUAUCU